UAGGCCUGCGCUGCAUCUGUAACGCUCCGCCCACUUCUCGUCCUGCAGGGCGGGGAAAGUUGCCUCACUUUAGUGGUACGGACCCACAGAUACAGAACCAUGAGAGGUCCUGUCACCUUUACCGUGUCGCUCAUAGCUGUGUUAGCAAUUUGCAUGCCGGUCGAAUGUGAGAUGGGAUUUCUCGUGAGAACAAGGGUAUCUGAGGAUCCUCUCGACUCAGAGCCGGUGAUUAAAAACAAGAUCAUUGCUUCAAGUCGUUUUUGGGGUAAGAGAUCAUUCCCGGAUGAGCUUCGACGAGCCAGCUUGCGAUGGGGGAAGCGAUGGGAUCCCAAAGUUUGGAAACAAAGCUACCCUGAACUGCUUCAACCAGUCGACAUUGUCAGCCCAGGAUGGUCCGCAGUACCCAGGACUAAUGACAAUUCAGAUGACAUGGCGCAAGAGGACGAUCAACUCGUUUUUCGUCCGCCUAUGGGGGCGUUGAAGGAACUCCGGCGUGGAUGCUUGAGGAUUAGUUGGGAGGCAUCAUCCUUGGAAGUAUCAAUAACUCGCCAUUAGUACUCACAAACCGGUCAUCUUUGCUAUACUGCAUGUAAGGCAAUAAAGCAGUCUAUAUCCUUGCUUUCCUGUGAUUCAAGUCAGGUAGAGCUGAGAAGAAGGC
This is a messenger RNA of Cylicocyclus nassatus, 658 nucleotides long. The record is from the annotation of a GenBank genome assembly. NCBI's taxonomy places the organism in Eukaryota, Metazoa, Nematoda, Chromadorea, Rhabditida, Strongylidae.